UGGAGAUUUAUUGACGUUCGACCGUAGCGCUGAGCGGUUCGACAAAACUUCAACCUUCUAACGGAUUAUAUAUAGAACUCGGUAGAUUGUAGAACGACACUUUGUGCAUGACUUUGAUCGAGUGAAGUGGAGUUGAAAUGAACGCGGAAAUGCAAGCAAGCAGUGGCAACGAGCAUAUCCGCUCGGAAGUGCAAGAGUUUUAUCGCAAUAAGAGCGUAUUCCUUACGGGCGGUUCGGGAUUUUUGGGCAAAGUAUUUAUUGAAAAAAUAUUGCGCGCCACGGAUGUAAAAUGCGUUUACAUAUUAAUGCGACCAAAGAAGGGACAAACUGUGGAGGAGCGCAUCGAAACCAUGAUAAAAAGCCCCCUGUUCGCCGAAUUGAUCAAGUUAAAACCAACGGCAAGUGAGCGUUUAGUACCCAUAGCCGGUGACUGCCAGCUCAGCAAUUUGGGUAUCUCGCCAACGGAUCGACAAACACUCAUCGAUGAAGUUGAAAUUGUAAUGCAUAGCGCCGCGACAGUGCGCUUCAACGAGCCACUCUCCAAUGCAGUGGCCAUAAAUGUACGCGCCACCAUGGAUCUCAUGCAAUUGGCGAAGAAGAUGCGCAAGCUACAAGCCUUUGUGCAUGUCUCUUCGGCCUUUGCCAAUUGCACGGUCUUUCAUAUAGAUGAAGUCUUCUAUAACAAUGAGCUCAACAUUAGCGCGGAGAAUUUAUGUAAGAUCGCCGAUUUAUUGGGUCCGGAGAAAAUGAAUCGCAUGACGAAUGAGUGGUUAGGCAAAUCACCUAAUACGUACACUUUCACAAAAGCGCUUGCCGAAGAUGCGGUGCUGUCGGAGGGAAAAGAAUUGCCGAUUUGUCUCUUCCGACCCGGCAUAGUUAUACCCACCUACAAGGAACCGGUUGCUGGCUGGGUGGAUAAUCUAUAUGGACCGAUGAGCGUUUUGUAUGGCGUAGCGCACGGUGUAAUUCGUGUUCUCUUCAUACAUUUGGAUGCCAAUGCAAACUUCGCUCCCGUUGAUAUGUGUGUCAAUAUGAUGCUAGUCUCAGCGUGGAACACGGCGAAACGUGAGAAACCAACCAUCUCUCUGCCUCCACCGAUUUACAACUUCGUACCCGAUGAACGGAACAUGCUGAAAUGGGACACCUAUCGACAAACUUUGGAGGAACAAGUGCCGAAAAUGCCUCUUUCCAAAAUGAUUUGGUAUCCUUUUGCGAUAAUUGUCAACUCGAAAUCGUUAUAUAAUAUUUUAAUAUUAAUCUACCACAUAAUACCGGGCUACAUCUUUGACUUUCUGCUAUUGCUAAUUGGAAAGAAGCGAAGAAUGAUAAAAACAUAUACCAAGCUUCACAAACAAAUCGCUGUACUGGACUAUUUUGUCGAGCACAAGUUCACGUUCUCAAUGAGAAACACAAAUAAUUUAUGGGAUUCGCUCGGGAGUGCCGACCAAAACCUUUUCAAUUUCAAUUUGCGCGAAAUAAAUUGGCCGGACUAUUUUCAGGCAUCAUUAAUGGGGGUGCGCUGCUUUAUGGGAAGGGAUCAACCCGAGACCAUACCGAAGGCGAGAAAGCUGUUGACCAGACUGCUCAUUUUACACCGCACCGUACAGAUACUGGUCUAUGGUGGCCUCUGCGUUUUGCUGUCGUGGACUUUCUUCCGAUUUUCUAAGGUUCUUUAACACAAAGGGGAUGCUUAGAAAUUAAUAUUUAAGUACAGUUAUUACAAUGUGAUACUCGUGGAGGUAUUAAGUAAUCGUGGAUAACGUUGGAGUUGCUCAGGCACGAGUUGUGACUCAAUAUCGUAAUCUAAUAAGUUGAUGUGUAAUCAAUUGUAAUUGAGCAUGUAAUUAAGUUUUAUGUAAAUCUUUUAAUUUUUUCAGAUACGGAUUUGCUUUUUAUAGGUUUGUUUAUGUGUAUGUCUAGUCGGAUAAAGUAAUUAGUAAUAGUGAUUUAUGAAAUAAUAAACUUUAGAUAUACUGAA
Molecule: messenger RNA, 1978 nt
Organism: Zeugodacus cucurbitae (melon fly)
Lineage: Eukaryota; Metazoa; Arthropoda; Insecta; Diptera; Tephritidae
Product: fatty acyl-CoA reductase wat
Exons: 7
Coding region: 138-1676 (512 amino acids)
Biological process (GO): long-chain fatty-acyl-CoA metabolic process
Cellular component (GO): peroxisome
Molecular function (GO): alcohol-forming very long-chain fatty acyl-CoA reductase (NADP+) activity
Source: RefSeq, a predicted model, not a curated record